Messenger RNA from Brachypodium distachyon (stiff brome), 1346 nucleotides. Its product is annotated as TBC1 domain family member 13. Bases 91 to 1188 code for a protein of 365 amino acids. Lineage: Eukaryota; Viridiplantae; Streptophyta; Magnoliopsida; Poales; Poaceae. The record is from RefSeq and is a predicted model, not a curated record. The transcript has 9 exons. Gene Ontology annotation, biological process: intracellular protein transport; activation of GTPase activity. Gene Ontology annotation, molecular function: GTPase activator activity.
AGCAGAUCACAGUACAUGUCCCCGCCUGGGUCCUGACCCAGACAGUUCGGAACCCACCGCGGAUGAGUGUGUCUUGCGAUACCCAAAUCCAUGGCGAGCUCACCGAUAUCCCCUCCGCCGGCGGAGCUAGAGAUCUCGCGGCAGUCACGUAUUCUCGCGGCGUUGUCCAAGAAGCUGAUAGAUCUCGACGAGCUGAGGAUGCUUGCGGCUCAGGGCGUCCCCGACGGCGCCGGCGUUCGGUCGACUGUGUGGAAGCUGCUAUUGGGCUAUUUGCCCAAUGAUCGUGCACUGUGGGAGCAGGAGUUGACAAAAAAGAGAUCAGAAUAUGCAGCCUUCAAAGAAGAGUUCCUUAGCAACACUGUAGGUAGAAGUUGUGCUACAAGAGGAUUAGAAGGGCACGGUGAAGAAAAUGAAGAGCUUGUUGACAACGGGUUACUUCGAAGGUCUGAGAUAACCCAAGAGGAGCAUCCUUUGAGCUUUGGCAAAACCAGUGAAUGGAAUCAGUUCGCUGAGUAUUCCGAGAUGAUGGAACAGGUUGACCGUGAUGUGAAACGCACUCAUCCUGACAUGCAUUUCUUCUGUGGGGACUCAUCUUUUGCGAAGUCUAAUCAGGAAUCUCUGAAAAACGUAUUAAUUAUCUUUGCCAAGCUGAAUGCUGGAAUAAGAUAUGUGCAAGGGAUGAACGAAAUUUUGGCACCGCUCUUCUUUGUUUUUCGGAAUGAUCCGGAUUCUAAAAAUGCUAACUUUGCGGAAGCUGAUUCUUUCUUUUGCUUCGUGGAGCUACUUAGUGGAUUUAGGGACAAUUUCUGCCAGAAGCUAGACAACAGUGCUGUUGGCAUCCGAGGGACGCUCUGCAAAUUAUCGCAACUCCUAGCAAAGUACGACAGAGAGCUUCAGCAUCAUUUGGAAGUAACUACAGAAGUGAAUCCCCAGUUCUACGCAUUCAGGUGGAUAACGCUGCUACUAACCCAGGAGUUCAACUUCGCCGAUACUAUUCACAUAUGGGACACACUAUUAAGUGACCCCGAUGGUCGUCAGGAAACCCUGCUGAGGAUAUGCUGCGCAAUGCUGAUCCUUAUCCGAAAACGCCUCUUGGCUGGCGAUUUCACCGCGAAUCUCAAGCUUCUGCAGAGCUACCCACCGACGAACAUCGGCCACCUCCUCUAUGUCGCGAACAAGUUGCAAUGAACAUACAUGUUCACUUGAAAACCGUGACUGCAACAUCGACACAUUUGUAUUACCAUCGUUGCAGAACAAUGCUGUUGUUACAGUGUUUAAUCAUAGUAGUGCUGUAGUAUCUAAGUUCAUUAAUAUGACACCCCCAUCCCCUCGUGGUGUGAGUUACA